AUGCAUAUUGAGUUGGCAGGCCCGGUUAGUAGGUCAGGCAGGCAACGUGGGGUCGCGGAGAGGCCUUCGCUCGCCUGCGGUACAGAGGGAAGCGCGGGAGAGUCCGCGAGAGCGGAAGCGGCCGCGGUGCAGCGCAUCUGGGUCAAUGGUAGCGGAGCGGGCCGCGCGGCGCGCCACGGCCGCUGCAAGUGGGUCGGUCUCCCUCCCCUCCGGCGUCCCGCCCCGCGGACCCUUGUCUAUUGCGCUUUUAUUGCUAUGCGAUUAUUACGAAUCCGUCCUACCUGCCACCUCCGGCCUCGUCGUGCCGGCUCUAACUGC
This is a messenger RNA of Brenthis ino (lesser marbled fritillary), 318 nucleotides long. NCBI's taxonomy places the organism in Eukaryota, Metazoa, Arthropoda, Insecta, Lepidoptera, Nymphalidae. The record is from the annotation of a GenBank genome assembly.